Molecule: messenger RNA, 960 nt
Organism: Paramecium octaurelia
Lineage: Eukaryota; Ciliophora; Oligohymenophorea; Peniculida; Parameciidae
Source: the annotation of a GenBank genome assembly
GUAAGAUGUAAAUGAAUAUGGAUUGUAAUCAAUUUAAAUUAAUUCAUAGCUUAACAUAUUGAAGCCAUGAUUAAUGCAAACAUGAAAAACAUUCUCAUAGAUAACCCUAAAAAUAAGGAUUCACUUAAUCUAUUAUCAGAUUAACAACAAGAAAUCACCCAAACUAUACUAGUUGAUGACCCUAUCUACAUGAAUAACCAUUACUAUUACCCAAUAAAGUCAGGAAACAUCGUAGUUAAUAGAAGAUAUGGGGAGUUCGAGUUAUUGGCUGAGUAUUUGUUUAAGACAUAACCUGAAAUUCUAUAAAGACCCUUGCCUCAGAAAGAGCUUGGGAUCAACUAUUUAAUAAGCUUUCUUUAAGAAAACACUUAGUUAUUGAAAUUGAGAAGGUAAAAAUUUCAAAUCUAUAUCAAUGAUAUCAAGAAAUAAGUACCUAAUAAUAAAAUUGUUGUGUAAUUCUUAGAAAAUCCAUAAUCGUUUUUUGAAUAAAUUGCUAAUUUUGACUAUUCAUUGAUACAUUAACAACGUUAUUUGGAGAAAAUGAGGAAAUUCUAUGAAACAAAGUGGUUAAAAUGUGAAUCAGGAGAGUUGGAAAAUAUAAAAGAGUAGUUAUAAAUUAAGAUAAUCCAAUUAGAUUAAAUGUAUUUUAUAAUAUAUGAAUAGAGAUAAACUUAUUUAGUAAUUUUGUAUUUGAAUUUGUAAUAUAAAACGAAGAGUUCUUUAGUUUAUUUAUAGUAGAAUGAAGUCUAAGAGCUGAUCAAUAAGAUUAUCAAGAAUUAGGAACUCUAUCAAGAUGAUCGGAGCGUGAGCCAAUUGGAGAGAUUAGCGAAAAAGGUUGCAGAAGUGAUGGAAUUGUAUUUGAAUGUCAGAACCAAUAAGAAUUAAUUCGAUGCUUUUGAGAAACUACUAGAAGAUUGCUUGAAAUUAGUAAUAUUCACACUUAAAGAAUUAUAAAAAUGA